Juglans microcarpa x Juglans regia is the source of this 3723-nucleotide messenger RNA. RefSeq names its product putative calcium-transporting ATPase 13, plasma membrane-type. Gene Ontology annotation, biological process: calcium ion transmembrane transport. The record is from RefSeq and is a predicted model, not a curated record. The transcript has a single exon. Gene Ontology annotation, cellular component: intracellular membrane-bounded organelle; membrane. NCBI's taxonomy places the organism in Eukaryota, Viridiplantae, Streptophyta, Magnoliopsida, Fagales, Juglandaceae. Gene Ontology annotation, molecular function: ATP binding; ATP hydrolysis activity; P-type calcium transporter activity. The coding region runs from base 558 to 3644 and encodes 1028 amino acids.
CAUAUUCCUUCUCAAUAUUGCAACAUAUGAUCUUCUUAGUUUGUUUCAUUAGCGCCUUGUCACGCAUCCGUUAGUGUUUCCUACGCAGGAUAACAGUCUGAUCAUCUUUCUCCAACAGCUCAUAUAAUUUGCGGUUCGUUCUGCCACCUUAAUUUUCUUGUCUAUCUAAUUACGUACUGUCUUUCAUUAAUUCCUUGUUUUCCUCCAUACAUACACCACCUUUAUAGUACUUACUGCAUGGGACACUAGUUUGUAUCCAAGCUAGCCUAGCCAUUUUAUCCAUUAUUUGGCAUUGCAUUGCUGCUAGCAAAUCCUUACUUUGCUCCAUUCCUUCAUAAAAACCUUUGCCGCUUGUUUACAUCCUUGAUAUUUUUUCUUGUACUUUGUAUCCAAGAUAUUUUGUUUCCCAAAAGCCUUUUGUUUUUUUUUUGCUCUUAAAAAUCCUGUUUUUCUUAAUUAAAGAUAAUUAUUUUGCUUUUGUCAAUCCAUUUUUAUCCUACAAAUAACCUCUAUAGUCGUCUGCUUCCUUUACUUUCCUUCUUCUGCUUUCCAAAAGAAUGUCUAGCGUUUCAUUAGCAAGCUUGGAACCUCUUCAGUCUUUGCUCCAUGCACGUACCACCCUUAGCAAACCCUUCAACAGAUGGCGCAAGGUUUUUGUGACCAUCUAUUGUUCUAGAGCCUUGCUAUCAUUUUACAAAAAUUCUCUACCCCACAAGAAAAAUACAGAGGUUUCACGCCAUUCUUCUUUCUUCGUUGUGGACCUCAAACUGGACAACAAUUUCAAAAUUGAUCAAACAACUCUCAAUGAACUUGUCAAAGAGAAAAAUGUUGGAGGCCUAAAAAAUAUUGGAGGAAUUCGAGGAUUAGCAUCUAGUCUUGAGACUAAUGUUGAAGUCGGGAUUCGUGCUGAUGUUGAAGACAUUGCUUGUCGACAUAAGGCUUUUGGCUCAAACACGUACAAAAGACCACCUACAAAGAGCUUCUUCCAUUUCGUAGUGGAAGCCUUCAAGGAUCUUACCAUUUUCAUCCUCUUAGGCUGUGCUUCACUUUCCCUUGCAUUUGGUAUAAAACAGCAUGGAAUAAAAGAAGGAUGGUAUGAUGGUGGAAGCAUAUUUGUUGCUAUAUUUCUUGUCAUUGCUGUUUCGGCCAUUAGUAACUUUAAGCAAAAUAGACAAUUUGACAAGUUAUCCAAGGUCAGCAACAAUAUCCAAGUUGAUGUUGUGAGAGCUGGGCGACGUCAACAGAUUUCAGUAUUCGAAAUUGUUGUCGGAGAUGUUGUUUUCUUAAAGAUUGGAGAUCAAGUUCCUGCAGACGGGCUAUUCUUAGAUGGACAUUCAUUGCAAGUGGACGAAUCCAGCAUGACAGGGGAGAGUGACAAUGUUGAGGUAAAUUGCAGUCAUCCAUUCUUGGUUUCCGGUACAAAGGUUGCUGAUGGCUAUGCUCGAAUGCUUGUCACAUCUGUUGGCAUGAACACGACAUGGGGUGAGAUGAUGAGCUCGAUCAACCGUGACACCAACGAACAGACACCUUUACAAGCUCGACUCAACAAGCUAACUUCAUCAAUAGGUAAGGUUGGAUUGGCAGUUGCUUUCCUAGUUCUGGUAGUCUUGCUGGUUAGAUACUUCACCGGAAAUACAGAAGACGAGAAUGGAAAUAGGGAGUUCAAUGGCAGCAAGACCAAGGCCGAUGACAUAGUGAAUGCUGUGGUGGAGAUUGUAGCUGCAGCAGUUACUAUAAUUGUGGUUGCAAUUCCAGAAGGUUUGCCCCUAGCUGUCACACUAACACUUGCUUAUUCCAUGAAGAGAAUGAUGGCCGAUCAGGCAAUGGUGCGGAAGCUCUCUGCCUGUGAGACAAUGGGCUCUGCCACCACCAUUUGCACUGACAAAACAGGUACUCUCACGCUGAACCAAAUGAAGGUGACAAAGUUUUGGUUAGGGGAAGAAUCUUUUGCAACAGAUGCUCACUCAUCAAUUGCUCCACAUAUUCUUGACUUGGUCCGUGAAGGAGUUGCUCUAAACACAACCGGUAGUGUUUACAGGCCGCCUUUAGGUUCAGAAAUCGAGUUCUCAGGUAGUCCUACUGAAAAAGCAAUUCUUUCUUGGUCUGUUCUGGAGCUGAACAUGGAAAUGGAGAAAAUGAUGGAAAGUUGCACGAUUCUUUUUGUGGAAGCAUUCAAUUCCCAGAAGAAAAGAAGUGGGGUCUUGAUGAGGAGAAAGGUAGACAACACAAACCAUAUACACUGGAAAGGAGCUGCGGAGAUGAUACUGAAGAUGUGUUCAAGUUACUAUGAUGCCUCUGGGAAUAUCAAAGACAUGGAUGAUGGUAAAAUGCGGAAACUUGAGCUAAUUAUUCAAGGUAUGGCAGCUAGCAGCCUCCGGUGCAUUGCUUUUGCUCAUAAGCAAAUUUCAGAAGAAGUCAACGAAGAUGCCGAAGAACAUAAAAAGCUAAAAGAAGAUGGUUUGACCCUUCUAGGACUGGUGGGACUUAAGGAUCCAUGCCGUCCUGGGGCGAAGAAAGCCGUGGAAGAUUGCCAAAAUGCUGGUGUGAACAUCAAAAUGAUCACAGGAGACAAUGUUUUCACGGCAAAAGCUAUAGCCACAGAAUGUGGGAUUCUAAGGCCUGGACAGGACAUGUUCAGCGGAGCAGUAGUAGAAGGAGUGGAAUUCAGAAACUACACACCAGAGGAGAGACUGGAGAAAGUCGAAAAGAUUUGUGUGAUGGCAAGAUCCUCUCCUUUCGACAAACUUCUUAUGGUAGAAUGCUUGAAACAAAAAGGCCAUGUGGUUGCAGUUACUGGAGACGGCACAAAUGAUGCACCAGCAUUAAAAGAAGCAAAUAUAGGACUUUCAAUGGGGAUCCAAGGCACUGAGGUUGCCAAGGAGAGCUCAGACAUCGUCAUUCUAGAUGAUAAUUUUGCUUCUGUGGCCACAGUUCUCAAGUGGGGAAGGUGUGUCUAUAACAACAUCCAGAAGUUCAUCCAAUUCCAACUCACUGUAAACGUUGCUGCUCUUGUUAUCAACUUUGUAGCAGCAGUUUCUGCAGGUGAAGUCCCAUUAACAGCAGUGCAAUUAUUGUGGGUGAAUCUGAUUAUGGACACGUUGGGUGCCCUGGCCCUUGCAACAGAGAAGCCCACCAAGGAGCUGAUGGAGAAACCACCUGUGGGCUGGACUGAGCCACUUAUUACCAACAUUAUGUGGAGAAACUUGUUGGCCCAAGCUUUAUAUCAGAUAAUCAUCCUCUUGAUCUUGCAGUUUAGAGGUGAAUCAAUCUUUGGGGUGACUGAGAAGGUAAAUGACACCUUGAUUUUUAAUACUUUUGUUCUUUGCCAAGUCUUCAAUGAAUUCAAUGCAAGAAAACUCGAGAAGAAGAAUGUGUUCAAGGGGAUACACAGGAACAGGUUGUUCUUGGGGAUCAUUGCGAUAACCAUAGUCCUUCAGGUGGUCAUGGUGGAGUUUUUAAAGAAAUUUGCAGAUACAGAAAGGUUGAAUUGGGUGCAAUGGGGUGCAUGCAUUGGAGUUGCAGCAGUUUCUUGGCCCAUUGGUUGGAUUGUCAAGUGGAUACCUGUUCCAGAGAGACCAUUUUUCAGCUACCUAAAGAUGAAAAAGAAACAAGGACUUCCACUCAAGUUUUCCUGUCUUUUUUAAGACAAGCCCAUGGUUGAACCCACUUCUGCAGUAGAAUUAGUAGUGUAUCUCUGAUUAUACUUUUAGUAUUGUAUUUGUA